UAUCAACAGGCAAAGGAGUUGGAGGAGAAUGUACUUCAAUUGAGGAAGGAGAUUUUAGGAGAGCAGCAUCCAGAUACCAUUCUUGCCUCAGCAAAUCUUGCUUCCACAUAUUGUGAUCUUGGUCAGUAUCAACAGGCAAAGGAGUUGCAGGAGAAUGUACUUCAAUUGAGGAAGGAGAUUUUAGGAGAGCGGCAUCCAGAUACCAUUCGAGCCUCAGCAAAUCUUGCUUCCACAUAUUGUGAUCUUGGUCAGUAUCAACAGGCAAAGGAGUUGGAGGAGAAUGUACUUCAAUUGAGGAAGCAAAUCCUUGGAGAAAUGCACCCAGACACCUUGACAUCCCUCUAUAGUCUUGCAGUUUACCAAAGCAAACUUGGUGAGGAUGCUCAAGCACUUGCACAUGCAGAAAAAGCCAAGAAAUCAAUGGAAGAGAUGGAAUAUACACACAAGGCUUAUGAACAGUGUGUUAACCUCAUUUCUAUCAUUAGUAAACGUCUCCCUGCACCCUCUAUCCUGUAG
Messenger RNA from Acaulospora colombiana, 516 nucleotides. The record is from the annotation of a GenBank genome assembly. NCBI's taxonomy places the organism in Eukaryota, Fungi, Glomeromycota, Glomeromycetes, Diversisporales, Acaulosporaceae.